Messenger RNA from Notolabrus celidotus (New Zealand spotty), 1694 nucleotides. RefSeq names its product zona pellucida sperm-binding protein 4-like. The record is from RefSeq and is a predicted model, not a curated record. Gene Ontology annotation, biological process: binding of sperm to zona pellucida; prevention of polyspermy. The transcript is spliced from 13 exons. Gene Ontology annotation, cellular component: egg coat. Gene Ontology annotation, molecular function: structural constituent of egg coat; acrosin binding. The coding region runs from base 5 to 1672 and encodes 555 amino acids. NCBI's taxonomy places the organism in Eukaryota, Metazoa, Chordata, Actinopteri, Labriformes, Labridae.
AUGAAUGCAUCACGCUCUGCAUCAUGUGUAUUUUUUCAACACUGACCUUUUUAUUCAUUAUCAGAUGAUUCUGUCCUCCUCUCAUCAGACUGAGCCCUGCAGCUCCCUCAGGUUCACUCAGCACUGUGUGUGUGUCUCAGCCGAGCAGGUGAAGAGAUCACCUGAGCAGCUGGCUCUGCCCAGAGUCACCUGCUCUGUGAGGAGGAUCAGAGCUGUGUUCGGCUCCCUGGUUAAAAGCAAUGUGCAUGUUAAAGACAUGACAGGAGCUGCAGUCCCAGUGCCCCAGUCUGAGGAGUCCUGUGGGGUGAGACUGGGCCGAGAGAAGAACCAGAGCCUCUCCUUCUUCAGCAGAUAUGACAGCUGCUAUGCUCAGAUUGAGGGCAGCAGAGUGGUCAUCCCUCUGCAGGUGCAGCUGACGGGAGAGGAUCGGUGGUUCAGGGUGAAUAUCAGCUGUCCUCUGAUAAAGAGACACAGCGAGAGGAGUCCACUUGCUCCAAAGACGUUACCUGGAAGUUGUGACGUGGAAGAAGCUCUCCGUGUCGACUGCGGCCCCCAAGGUACCGCAAGACACGCCUGCCUCAAACUGGGAUGCUGCUACGACUCCGCCUGCUACUACAGACUGAACGCGUGCUCUCCGGACGGUCACUUUGUGUUCUCAGUGAAGGCCUCAGACACAGACCUCCCCAUCCGUCCCAGCAGCCUGGUGGUCAGGGAUCAGCCGCACUGUUACCCCACGCUCACCACGGAGGACACGGCUGUGUUCAAGAUCGGAGUCUCAGAGUGCGGCGUGAAGAUGAAGAUGGAUGGAGGUGUGAUGAUCUAUGAAGUGGACGUGGAGGAGCUGCAAGCUGAAAGUGACACCAAGAAAUCCCCGUUCAGCCUCCAGGUUCAGUGUGAAUAUGAAGCAUCAGAUCUAAAGCACGCAGCAGAACUGCGCUCCCUGUACGCAGUGACCAACCCGCCGCCCGUCAUCGCUCUGGGAACCAUCAGGGUCCAGAUGAGGAUAGCUAAAGACUCCUCCUUCACAUCCUUCUACCCCGAGGACCAGCUCCCCGUCACCCUGCCUCUGCGUGAAGCUGCGUACGUGGAGAUCUCCAUCAGACAACCGUCCCCUGACCCCUCGCUGUCCCUGCGUGUGCGGGACUGCUUCGCCUACCCGGUGUCCCGACACUCAGUGUGGACGCUCCUCUACGACGGAUGUCCAAACCCUCUGGACAACAUGAGGAGCUCCGUCCCCGUGGACCAGCAGGGGAAGACAACGUCCCAGAGUCAGAUCAGGAGGUUUGAUGUGCAGACCUUCGCCUUCCUGGACCCUGAAACAGGCAACCCGAGCUUUGAGGAGAUGUAUUUCUACUGCUGGGUGGAGAUCUGCACGGAUGACAUCGACUGUGCACAGCGCUGUGCCAUCAUUUCAUCCGAGGGCGAGAGACGGAGGAGGGACACCAUCUCUGCCUCCGAUCAGGUCCAGCUGCUCUCUUUAGGUCCUCUGCUGCUCGGACAGAACAGCACAGACCUGGAGGACGGACCGUGCGCCCAACAGGAGACGAUGUUUCAGGUCACCGUGUACGUCCUCUCUGGAGUCGGAGCUGCUCUACUGUUGGUGCUGCUCCUCGCUGCGUGGUCGAGCAUCAGGAGGUGGAGGAAGCUCGAUCACACGGAAGAAUCUGAAUAAAAUUCUGUCUAUAAUCUCAGAA